This is a messenger RNA of Acaromyces ingoldii, 2038 nucleotides long. RefSeq lists its product as hypothetical. Bases 67 to 1884 code for a protein of 605 amino acids. Gene Ontology annotation, biological process: regulation of mRNA stability. Gene Ontology annotation, molecular function: poly(A) binding. NCBI's taxonomy places the organism in Eukaryota, Fungi, Basidiomycota, Exobasidiomycetes, Exobasidiales, Cryptobasidiaceae. The record is from RefSeq and is a predicted model, not a curated record. The transcript is spliced from 2 exons. Gene Ontology annotation, cellular component: cytoplasm; nucleus.
UUUUUCUUCGCUCCUCACGCGACAUCGUCAGUCACGGCGACGACGAAAGCAACGCCACUUAUGUCAAUGUCGGCGCCGCUACCUCCCUUUGCGCUCGGGAGCGAGGAGGCCAAGAUGCUCCAGGGCGCCAUCCAGCGUGGACUGGCCAGCAAGGGAUGGAGCGACGAGGAUGACGAGGUCAUGGCCGAGUACAUCCUCGUCAUGCUCGCCAACAAGAAGACGGCCACCCAGAUCGGCGGCGAGCUGCAGGAGCUGGUUGGCGAGGCCUCUGACGCCGAAGUGCAGGCCUUUAUUGGGGGCAUGUGGGAGGAGGCACAGGCCAUCCUGUCUGGCCAGGAUCGUGCUAAUGGCAGGGCGGAGGAGGCUGAGCCUCGGAGGCGUUCGCCCUCGCCUGCGCCAGCCGCACCGGGGCCAUCUCGACGGAGGUCAGCAUCGCCAGAGAACAUUCGAUUACAAAGUGCAGAUCGGGAAGGGCAAGAGAGAUGGGACUCCCGAGGAAGAGGAGCGCCAAUCGCAAGCAACGCUGACUGGGGCAGGGGCAGCAGGGCUGGCGGGGGAAGGGCAGCGGACGGUGGCGACAGAUGGGGUCCACCGCCAAGAAGAAGAGAGCUCUUUGGCGAGGAACGACCAGAAGACAGCAAUGCGAGGUGGAAUGGUCAACCAGCAGGGCCGGCGGGUCCCGAUCGAAGUGCGGAGAGGCGAACGGAGAGGCGCGAGCUCUUCGAUGGAGCACCUGCAUCCAACAAUGCACCCGACCGGCCUCGGGCGAUGAGGAUUCUGGGCACAUCAAAGGACGCGAGCGGCAGUAUCUUUCAGCGAUCAAUCAGCCAGGUUCACAACCAGCAGUCACGGCAGCCGACUACCGCGUCGCCACCGAGCAUCUUUGCCCGCGCCGGCGUACCAGACCCGUAUGCGGCGGCCUUUGUGCCCAUGAAUGCCGUUGCUUCGCCAAGCUACAACCAGCCCAGCCUCCUUUCUCGCAUCGACCCGAUGAUACCCGACAACGAACCAGUCGUCGCUGCACCUGCAAUCGACACUGCCUCGUUUCCUGACAAGCCAACAGAUGCCACGCUCUGUCGCUGGGGCACUCGGUGUACCGAUCCGUCCUGCGGCUUCUCCCACCCUUCCACGGCAGCUGCAAGUGCAAAUCGCAAGGAAGGAGGCAAUCCUAACGGUGACCCACUGGUGCUCCGAAAGGAGGCAUGUCGCUUCGGGUCUGGCUGCACAAAGGUCGACUGCGAAUUUAGUCACGUCAGCCCCGCCGUCGCUUUUGUCAAGGCUAAGCUCGACCGCCAGGUGCUUCCGUCCUCGAUCAAGAAUGAAGAUCUGGACAGGUCAGCAUGUCGCUACCAGCAGGACUGCACCAAUCCGAGCUGCGCCUAUGUCCACUUCGAUCCGACAACUGGCGCAGUUGGCCCCAGCCCCGCCCUUACCAAGCUGACUACCUCGAGCAACGGCAAUGGCGAGCACAAGGACUCUUCUAAUCAACACAUUCCUGCCUCCAAUGGCGCCGAUGUCGCCAUCGGAGAAGCAGGAGCAGGAGCAGAAGCGAGCAACGGAGGUGGGGGCGAGCAUCCAGGUUUGCAGCGAGCAUUGGGCGACAAGGCAAACUGCCGAUUCGGCGUCAAUUGUACGCGCAAGGACUGCACCUUUGCCCAUCCGUUUGGGCGCAACCUCGAAGGCAACGCAGUCAAGUCGUCGUUUUCUUCGAGUCAGGUGCCAUGCCGCUAUGGCAAGGCGUGCACCAGAGCUGAUUGCUUCUUUUCGCACCCCGAGGGCCGCGGUAGUGCGCACAUUUCGGACAGACUGCAAGGAUUCUCGUCCACGGCGGGCGAGGACGCAGAGAUGGAGACAAUCAUCCCUGGACAAGCACAGACCAUGUAACAUAAAGCUCUUCUUUCUGACGAGAGAAAAACAUCGAAGCUUGGACGAGCAUCUAUCUCCAGGACAAUCCACAUUUCCUUUAUUGAGGGCACAAAAUGUAGAGAUAGACAAAUGGGUAGAAGAGGUGACGAGAUCUCGCUCCCGUCGCUGCAGG